AUGGCCAGGAGCCUCAGUUUUUGCUGGCCCGUAGUUGAAGCGGAGUCCAAUGCCCUGAACGAGCUCUUUGGCCAGGCGUGCGACGACCUCCGCAAGAGCCCGCGGAGUGUCGGCAGCGCAGCCGGCCCCGAAAUGCCGCGAACAUUAUCGCCACAAUGCAGCCGCGCCAAGCCGCCUGCGGUCACGCCGGAACAAUGGGCGGCGCUGGAUGGCGUUGACCUUGCUGACGAAUUGCUCGUGCAGAACGGUGGUCCAAGGGAGGGCUGCGAGCAAGGCGAUCCUCUCGCCCCGGCGCUGUGCGCCCUCGGCCAACACGCGGCGCUACACGCGGCUCAGGCUCGCUUGCGAUCGGAGGACGAAGAAGUGUUCGCAUUUCUGGACGACCUCUACGUCCUCACCUGCGUCGUCGCAAUCAGCGUCAUCCAAGAUUCGGCAAAAGGCCAUGACCGGCUCUGUGGCAUCAGUGACAUCCAUUCGAAAAGAAGCUGGAAUUGCGAUAGGCUCGCCACAGCAAUCCGUCGCGGGAAUGGCCGUGGGGGCGGUCAGUUCACCCUUGUGUCGAAUGGGCGUGCCAUUGAUGGCCCACAGUUCCUUUUGCCGUGUGGCAUCGACCGUUGCGUCAGGGAAACACUGAUCACUUGCGCAGCUGGUCGUGGCGCCGGAAUCAAGAAGGACGUACUUGGUGGAGGAUGUUGCGGCAACCUGUUCAGUGACCUCAACAGCCUGAGCCGCAGUAUCGCUGAUGGCAAACAGCAUUUCUUGGAUGGCGCCUUGACCUUUGCGGCCCUGAGAGUGCCCCGACGGCAUGGACGGGUUAGCAGAUGA
This is a messenger RNA of Symbiodinium natans, 825 nucleotides long. Lineage: Eukaryota; Dinophyceae; Suessiales; Symbiodiniaceae. The record is from the annotation of a GenBank genome assembly.